Diabrotica balteata is the source of this 1297-nucleotide messenger RNA. NCBI's taxonomy places the organism in Eukaryota, Metazoa, Arthropoda, Insecta, Coleoptera, Chrysomelidae. The record is from the annotation of a GenBank genome assembly.
UUACUUGCAAAAUCGUGAUUUCAGUUUGUUAAAUUAGGAAUAAAUAUCUAAAUAAUGAAGAAUUAGAACUUGAAUUCAAGUGUGAUAGUGUAUUUAUAGUAAUUCUAAGUGUUUUUAGAAGUCAUUUUUAAAUUUGUUGUGCAAUAUACAUCAAUUCUGUGCUUGGCGAUUUUGAAGUUUUGGACAUCAGCUGAGAGACAUUUCAUAAUUUGUAGACAGCAAUUUCUUAUUUGUAAAAAUUUAAAAACUACAACAAACUGGAGCGACUACCAGAGUACCUCCGCGACACCGUGGAUUGGUUUAUAGGAAAAGCACGACGUAAAGAGAAAGAAGGAAGUGAAUCAACAUCAUCAAAUGACUCAAAAUUGUAUUUAGAGGCCACUGUUUUAGAACGAAAAUUACCAGAAAUGGAUAUGCGACUAUUAGUAGAUUUACCACCAGGUCUUGACUAUAAUGAAUGGCUAGCAUCACAUACUAUGGCCCUAUUUGACCAUGUAAAUCUAGUAUAUGGUGCAAUUAGUGAAUUUUGUACUCCAUCCGGUUGUCCAGACAUGACAGGUCCAGGUCAAAGGACUUACUUAUGGUUUGACGAAAAGGGGAAAAAGACAAAGGUUGCAGCACCCCAAUAUAUAGACUAUGUGAUGACAUUUAUCCAGAAAACUAUUAGUGAUGAGACUAUUUUUCCUACAAAAUAUGCAAAUGAAUUUCCUUCAUCCUUUGAGUCAAUAGUGAGAAAGAUAGUUAGGCUGUUGUUCCACGUGAUGGCGCAUCUGUACGCCGCUCAUUUUAAAGAAGUUGUAAUGUUGGGUCUUCACGCCCACCUUAAUCUGACUUUCGCCCAUUUGACGGCCCUCCACCAUCGGUUCUCUUUGAUUGAAUUAAAAGAAACGGAAAUUUUAAGAGAUCUUGAAGUUGCUCUCAGGCUGACAGAGGAUAGUACGCAAGAGGGCGGCAAUAAUAAUGACAAGUCCGAAUCGUCGGACGUAGACUCGAAAUCUAAUUUAACUGAAGGAAGCUGUGGUGACAAUAAAUCCUAGUUUUGCUGGGGAUACGAAAAAAUAUGUAUAUUUUAUGUAAUGCAAUUUUUUGUCUCUCCAAGUACACUAACCACUUGGCUAUUAGAGCAUGUGAUUUAAGACACAAUAGUGACUUUUAAUUUUUUAGUGGUACAUUUUAUUUAUUGUUUUAACAUGUUUUAUUUAUAUUUAGCCGACGUUGUUAUAAAAUUAAUGCAGAUAAAGAAAAAGGAACUUAUGAGUCUUAGAAAGAUACUUUUAUACAGAAAAGUUCAAAAAUA